AUGGAAUUAAACAGUGCGUUUAAUAAUUCAACCGAGUUUAGACUGAGGCAUAUUGAGGAAGUUCCAGAACAGUAUAGAGUUAUAUUCGCAGGAUAUCCAUAUUUUAAUGUCGUACAAUCGGAGGUUUUUGACCACAUUUUAAAUACAGAUAAAUCGGUAAUUGUUUCCGCACCGACUGGCUCCGGGAAAACGGCAAUUUUCGAACUGGCCAUCGUGAAACUGUUGAUAGAUAAUGAAAAUGUUACGGGUCAAGAUUUUAAAAUCAUUUACAUUUCUCCUAUGAAAGCGUUGUGUGAGGAAAGACUCGCAGACUGGCAUGUCAAAUUCUCAAAUUUCGGCCUCAGUUGUAUUUCGGUUACCGGAGACAGCGACUACUUCGAUUAUUCGGCAUUAAACAAUUACAAUUUGAUAAUAACGACGCCUGAGAAAUGGGAUUCGAUCACCAGAAAGUGGCGAGAAAAUGUAAAAUUGGUUGAAGUCAUCAAAUUGUUUCUAAUUGAUGAAGUUCACCUCCUCCACGAGGAUAAUAGAGGAUCAACUCUUGAAGUCAUUGUAAGCAGAAUGAAAACCAUAAAUAACAAGAUGGAGUUAAUUGAUAAGAUUCGAUAUGUCGCUGUGUCAGCAACUGUACCAAAUAUUGAGGACGUUGCUGAAUGGAUAGGAGGCAAGACCAACACUUGGCAUCACAAAAUUGCAGAAGACAUGCGUCCGGUUCCGUUGAAAAAAUUAAUCUUCGGUUACAAUUUCGAUUCGCAGAACAAAACUUGGUUCAAAUUUGAUUUAUCCUUGAACUACAAACUACAUAAUUUACUACUACAGUAUUCCGAUGGCAAACCUACUUUGAUUUUCUGCAGCACCAGAAAAAGCGUUGAAAUGACAGCUCGUCACAUAAAGCAAAACCUCACCAUAAACCUAAACCCAAGUCAGAAAGAAAAACUACUACAAGCUUCCAAAUUAAUUCAGGACUCGAACGCAAAACAAACUUUAAUCCACGGCGUCGGUUACCAUCACGCCGGUUUACUGCCAGAAACAAAGCGCGCGAUCGAGGACCUGUUCAGGAACUGCGAUCUUCCUAUUCUGGUGACCACAAGCACUUUGGCGAUGGGAGUCAACUUGCCCGCCCACCUGGUGAUCGUCAAGUCCACCAAAUGUUACACAUCCAGGGGUUACGAGGACUAUCCGGAGACAGUGAUCAUGCAGAUGAUCGGACGCGCUGGUCGACCCCAAUUCGACACGUCCGCCACCGCCAUAAUCAUGACCACCGCGGACGACAAAAGGCGGUUCGAAAAUAUGGUCGGUGGAGGCCAGAACGUUGAAUCCAACUUACAUAAACACCUGGACGAGCAUCUGAACGCCGAAAUCGUCCUGGGGACAAUUAAGGACUUAGGUGUAGCCAAACAUUGGUUGUCCACCACUUUUUUAUACAUUAGAGCGAGAAAGAAUCCCAGAUAUUACGGCAUUAACCCUGCUUUAACACUGGAUGAAAUCGAUAAAAAAUUACUCGACAUGUGCCAGAUACAAAUAAACAAAUUGGCGCGGGCAGGAAUGUUGACGCUAGAUCAAAACAUUACGAUAACGCCGACGGAUGUCGGUAAAAUAAUGGCGAAAUACUGUGUCGCCUUUGAAACGAUGAAGCUGUUCACGAGAGUGAACGGUUCGGAAGGGUUGCAGCAGAUUUUGGCCCUCAUCAGCAGGUCGAAUGAGUUUUCGGAACUAUAUCUAAGAACCAACGACAAAAAAUGCCUGAACAUGCUGAACAAGAACAAAAAUAACACGACGAUACGUUUUCCUCUGAAUGGGCGCAUUAAAACGCUGGACAUGAAAAUAAACUGUAUUAUACAGGCGGUUUUUAGCAACCUGAACAUUUGGGAUCAGUCGAUUUUGGCCGACUCACAGAAAAUCAUGAGGAAUGGUGAACGAGUGAUAAAUUGCUUUAUUGAGUACUUGACGACAAGGCAGAAAUGUUUCUCGGCACUUUUGCACGGUCACAUCUUGUCGAAGUGUUUCAAAGCGAAACUCUGGGAGAAUUCGCCGUUUGUGAGCAAACAACUUAACGGAAUCGGAUCGGUUUUCUCCAAUUUGCUCGUGAACGCGGGCAAGAAGACAUUCAAUGACAUAUUACAAACAAAUCCACGGGAACUUGAAAUUAUUUUAAAAAAGAAAAGUCCAUUCGGCAGCAAAAUACAAGAUGAGGUCAAACACAUUCCGAAAUACACUAUGACUUUGGAACUGCAUGAUAAAAAAUCCAUAAAAUUGACAAUAACCCUAAUGAAUCUUGAUUCAAUAGAUGAAUAUGUAACAGGCAACGAUCUCAGCCUUAUGACUUUAUUAAUUGGGGAUGAGGAUAAUAAUAUUCUACUUUACGAACAAUACUCGCAUACUUACAUGAUGGAUCAUCCAACCAUAAUGAAAUUUGUGGAGUUAGAAAAUUUGGAAGCGGAUGAAAUUUCAGCUUAUUUCAUCAGUGAGCAAUGGGUUGGCAUAGAUUGCGAAUAUAAAUUGACGCUGGAAUCGAAGACGAAAAAUGGCGAGAAAGUAAAGGACAAGGAGAGUCCGGCUAACAAGCAAUCACUAUUAAAUAUGUAUAUGAAGGUGACAAAAGACAUUAAUAAACCUCAAAAAGAAAUAAAACGCAGCAAGUCUCCUAAAACAAAUUGCAAGAAAAAAAAAGUAGAAUCUAAAAGUUUGCAAAGGACUAUUACAGAGGUUUUCGGUAGGACCAUUGGAAAUGAAAAAAUAACAGAUAAUGAUGAAAAGAUAAUAACGAAGAUUUUUCUUCCCCUAUACCUGACACAUCUGUAUCUGAAAAACUUUCAACAAAUACAACAGAUAAAACCGUAG
Aethina tumida (small hive beetle) is the source of this 2841-nucleotide messenger RNA. RefSeq names its product probable ATP-dependent DNA helicase HFM1. Gene Ontology annotation, molecular function: ATP binding; nucleic acid binding. The record is from RefSeq and is a predicted model, not a curated record. The transcript is spliced from 14 exons. NCBI's taxonomy places the organism in Eukaryota, Metazoa, Arthropoda, Insecta, Coleoptera, Nitidulidae. Bases 1 to 2841 code for a protein of 946 amino acids.